CGAGGCCGCUGUGCCGUUGUUCCAGAGUGUAAUCCGGAAUAACAGCGUUUUCGGAGGAGACGCGGAUUUCUUCCUCCUCCUCUGCCACACUCCUCCUCAUUGAAGACGGACGGGCCGACGCAGCGCGCGGCGUGGUUGAAAAGCGCCGACGACAAGAAAAGUCCGCCAGCGCUUCAAACUCUGAACCAAGUCACGUCCAGGGUGUCAGCUCUGCCUAGGUUGAGGGAGGGAGAGAGAGCAAUAAAGAACUGAAGGGCCACAUCGGUGCCCCCACCCUCCCCCACGGCAGCAUGGGUAACUUCUCCAGCAAAGAUGGCCAUGGACCCACGGGGGCCCACACAGAUAUUUUCCACACUCCUCCUACCUCCCCAGUGACAGACGUGCCCAUUCUCCAUCAGCUGCCACAGUCUGGUACACUCAAACCUCCACCUGUUGUGCCGGUUUCAUCUCCAGUCCCAACUCCAGUAUCCACUGGGAAGAAAACACAGUCUAGUUCUGCACUGAGCACAUCCACAUCCACGCCCACCUCUGACUUGAAGUCCACCUCAACCACCCAAUCAAACAGCUCAUCCACUGGGCCUGUAGUCAGCCCAGUGCAGAGCAAACCAGGAGGUGCCACAGCACCUAAAGGACAAGUUGCCUUGGAACACAAUGGGUGUCCCACUACCUCCACCCCAAAGAGCCCACAUUCCCAGGGGAAGACAGCAGCGGUGAGCCCAGCCAAGACCCCCUUAUCUCAGGGUAGCGCUUCACCAGUGGUCAGCCCCUCUGGGCAGAGCUGGAGGGAAAGGGACAGCGGUCUGAGUCAUUCUCUGUCUCCGGGCCAUGGACCCUGUGACAGCCAGGGACAGGAGAUGGAGAAGCUGCUGGAGGAGUGUAGGUCAACACUGGGCAUUGCUGCUCAUCAAGAUGGCUCCAUCGUGACCACAACAGCAGAUACACUGAAACAUCUACUUUCCGAAGUCAAGAGUUUGAAGAGUACCAUGCAGACGGAGCGCGGGGAGUGGUUGCAGUUCCAGGCUGACCUCCAGGUGGCGGUUGCUGUGGCGGACCGCCUGAGAGCCGAGGCUGAGGAAGAGCUAACAGCCCUUCGAACGGCGCAUAAGGACCUCGAGCACGAGCUGGUCGCUGCCCAGCAAAGACAGAAGGAGACAGAUGCCCAACUUCUCACCCUGAGGGCAGAGUUGCAAGAUGGCAAGCAGAGACUGGCGACUCUCUCCCAAGUUCAGGGCAAAGCUGAGGUCCAGGCUACAAAUCGGACUCAAGAGAGGCCUGGUGCUGGAACCAACAACUGCGACAACAGCCAAGAGGGACCUGGAAGGGGCAGGCAAAGAGGUACGUACAGGGCGGGACGAGGUGAGGCGGAGAGCGAGAGUCAGAAUGAAGGAAUGAAGAAUGCUGCUGCAGAGGAGGCUAAAACGGACCUGAUGACUGUGACUAAGAGGUACCUGAGAAACGUGACAAACGAUGACAGGCAGGAAGAGAAAGGUCGAUCCAAAGAAACACGAAGGACUGCUGCCACAGAGAGGUCAAGAAGCUUGAACAGACUACCCAUGUCUUCAGACUCCCCCACAGUGCAGAAUGGGACCUCCCAGUCCAAUACUGGCAUAACACCCGGAUCUACCAACAAAAAUCCUAUCCAAACCCGAGGGCAAAGGAGCUUCGACUGGCAAGACAGCCGGUCCAGCACUCAAGCAGGGAAACAUGAGGAGUCUCUCAACAAGUAUAACUCUGCCCUCACUGAACUUCCUCCCACCAAAUCCCAGGAUGGUUUCAACCUGCUGCUGCGACGCCAUGGAGGCUCCAAGAGGAACUCGCUGUUGCGCUGGUGUCAGAGCCGCACGCAAGGCUACAAGAACAUUGACAUUACCAACUUCAGCAGUAGCUGGGCCGAUGGCUUAGCGUUCUGUGCUCUCUAUCACACCUACCUCCCGUCACACAUCCCCUACUGCACCCUUAGCCCCGAGAGCAAGAGAGAGAACCUUAAUCUGGCAUUCAAGACGGGAGAGAAUGUCGGGAUUACACAGUCACUGACUGUAGAGGAGAUGCUGAAGGCUGGGGGUCCUGACUGGCAAAGGGUCCUGAGUUAUGUGGAGAGCAUGUACCGUCACUUUGAGAUGUGACUGCGUCAGUCCACGAUGGACCAGCACCGCAAUGUGUCCUUCAGGACUGUGCAAAAGAAAUGCCACGGGUUGCCUGUCGAACCUAAUGUAACUCUGUGACCUAUCUAAAAACACGGCUUUGUUCUGGUCAGGUAGUGUCACGCACUUGUUGGCUUUCAUUUAAAAAAAAAAAGAAAAAAAAAGGUUGUCACUGACCACUGAUAGCUAUUCAGGUAUAAUAGCCUUAUUAAUAAUAAUAAUACAUAAUAUUAAUGAAUCCUUAUUAUACCCUAAUCUUCUUUGGGAAGAGAGUGCAUGUUUUAAAGACCGUAUUGUGUUACAUCAUGUCCUUUACCAGAUCAGUUCAUAGUUUCGCUCUUACUUUUCUCAAUGUGGCAACCGGCGGUGCCUUUCAACUCAUCCUUUGCAAAGGUUAUCAUGUUUUCUACUUCUUUAGCACCCUGUAAAUAUGCACUUUUGUCAGCACUUUGUUGAUUUAACAUAGGAGGAGGGGUUUCUGUGGAUGUUCAGAUUGUAAAGGUGAAGUGACAUUGUGGGUAACGCUUUAAAUUACAGGCCGUUCAUUACUAUGAUGAACUAUGAUGCUGACUAAUGUAGAAAUAAGAUACAGGGUUUUCCGUAUCUCUGCUUUGCUUCUUUUGUCUUUAUAAUGUGCUGUUAAAUAUAAUCUACAUUGGACUACCGGGUAGCGUAGCGGCCUAUUCCAUUUCCUACCAACAUGGGGAUCGCUAGUUCGAAUCCCCAUGUUACCUCCGGCUUGGUCGGGCAUCCCUACAGACACAAUUGGCCGUGUCCACGGGUGGGAAGCCAGAUGUGGGUAUGUGUCCUGGUCGCUGCACUAGCGCUACGACCCCCUGGCAAAAAUCCUCACCAACAGUGUUAUGAAUCCUUUGUAUUACUGUUAAACUCGAAUAUAAGGUGAAUAUUCAGUGUCCUGCUGAGUGACACAUCCAUAAUUAGCACGACGUUUGCUGUUCACCUAACAUUCAGGUUUAGCGGCUAAUUAAUAUUUAUCCCCGCCACACAAAGGAUUCAGAACACUUGCGCUUGGUACAAUGGGAUUUGUGAAUUUAUCCCAUACUGAGUUUGAUAAAUGUAACGGCACAUUACAAGGAAACAGCACAUUAUAAUAAGGCAAACUGAACACCUGCCAAAUAAUCCACAGCCCCCUUUCGGCUUCCUCCUUCCCUCCCGUAACGCCAAACCAUGUUCAUCGUGUGCGUACGUUGAGUUUGCCCGUUGUAACUGCAAAAUUCGCAUUUUCAUCGUUUAUGUAUGUAAAAAAAGAAUUUUUCUGAGUGAAUCCCUUAUUUUGCCAACCACAACACUGUUGUUGUGAAGCACUGUUUUACUUAUAGCAGGUGAAGUAUUUAUAAAGAUCACUUUUUUUACAAAGUUACACCCUCAUUAAAAAAACAGAACAAAAAAAAAGCACUUUUUUGAUCAACAGAACUUGGAUGUGUGCACAUGCGAUGUGAUUGACAUUGCGUUAUGGAUGGUCCUUAGCGGUAAUUGGUUGUUUCAAUCAUACUGAAUGGAAUUUGUAGGACUCAGAGAACAGCCCCAGGAGCAGCCAGUGAGACCGGAUUUUGUCAUAGCACAUUUACUUGACUAAAUACUUGUUGAUAUUUAAUGUGAAUUUCCCCAAAUAUGACAAAAUGGUGUUAAAAGAAAGUUACCUACAGCAGCUUUAAAACUCUAAACUCUUAAAAUCCAAAAUUCCAUUAAAAUCCAAAAUUCCUUUAAUUGGAUUUUAACAUCAAUAUUAUUGAUAAUAUGGACAGAGACUAGUGUUGGAAAUUAGCAAACUGAGGAUGUAUGGAAGGCUCUAUUUUACUCAGUAAUUUCCUCUCAUCACUGUUCAAGAACAUCUAUUUUAACUAUCUGCUGCUCAGUUGUUUCUGUGUCAUGAAUAGUCUGUAAUUCAAAGGGUCACCUUGUAGUCUUCUGGCCCAGUAGACAUACACUAGGAAUCCUGCAGUUCAGUAGGAGUGGCCUGUAAAAUUUGUUCGAGAUUGAUUUUUCUUUUUUUUCCCCUUUCUUUAAGCUGUAAUUCUGAAGACGGUCAUUUUUGUUUAAUUUACUGACAUCUGUGGUGAUGCAGGGAACUGCAUU
Messenger RNA from Lampris incognitus (smalleye Pacific opah), 4238 nucleotides. Its product is annotated as cytospin-A. NCBI's taxonomy places the organism in Eukaryota, Metazoa, Chordata, Actinopteri, Lampriformes, Lampridae. The transcript is spliced from 12 exons. Bases 291 to 2123 code for a protein of 610 amino acids. The record is from RefSeq and is a predicted model, not a curated record. Gene Ontology annotation, molecular function: protein binding.